Protopterus annectens (West African lungfish) is the source of this 5746-nucleotide messenger RNA. Its product is annotated as probable E3 ubiquitin-protein ligase MID2. Bases 897 to 3050 code for a protein of 717 amino acids. NCBI's taxonomy places the organism in Eukaryota, Metazoa, Chordata, Ceratodontiformes, Protopteridae. The transcript has 11 exons. The record is from RefSeq and is a predicted model, not a curated record. Gene Ontology annotation, molecular function: zinc ion binding; protein binding.
GUUACACCUGUCUCCUGAAGCUUGGCUCAAGCUAUUGUGUAUUUUUCCACUCUUACCAUUUCUCAUCGCUACACCAUCAUCUGGAGUUUCAGUUCUCGGUUACUUCCCCAAACCUAACGCUAACAGUUGGUCAGUCAGCGAUUUACCUGACCACGGAAUGAAAGCAUCACCCCAUACCUCCCCAAACAGGUAGUCUAACCUGACCACCUUUAUCUUUAAACGUUUGAAGGACUUGACAAGAAGGGAGAGGUGUGCAAUUGUAUCCAAAAUGGCACUAAUACAAGGAAACCGAGAAGUUCAGUUGAAGAACAUAUCUGAAGGGCUCGAAUGAAUUAAACCAAUGAACUAUUUAGAAAUGACAUUGUCGAACUGGGUUCGGAUCUGAACACUUCACACAGCUACAGGUGAUGGUAACGUACGGGCGGCUACCUACGUGACCGAAGUAAGGAGGCUACUAAUAUGACUUAGAGCGUUUUACACACACUGUUGUGUUUGAUAACCAUCACGCUAGCUGUUUUUUCACCAGUGUAAAUGGUGAGCCCAGGUUCCUUUGUUCCAUCCGGUUAGCCUUUUCUUUGGAAAAAUUGUCCUCACCUGGAAAAGCGAUACGGCGUGUACAAUCAUUUCUAGAGAUCAUUCACUCCUUUUGUCAGGUACGAUCGGAGGAGGGGUUCCCUCUGCCUUGCUACCCCCACCCCCAAUCCGCCUGAACCUAGCAAGGCAACGAUGUGGCGGUGUCUCUGGAUCAGCAGCAGAAGACAGUCAGCUGGGGAAAGCGCAACGCUGGUGGGAACCGAAAGAGCCCCCUCUCUGGGAAGGCACCAAAGUCGUCGGUUAGCAGUAACCAACCAGCUUCCCUGGGUAUUGUUGUCGAUGUCGGAUUGUUUUAAUUAAAGAUGGAAACACUGGAGUCGGAAUUAACUUGCCCAAUCUGCUUGGAGUUGUUCGAAGAUCCAUUACUACUUCCCUGCGCUCACAGCCUCUGUUUUAACUGUGCUCACCGGAUUCUUGUUUCUAAUUGCACCUCAAAUGAGCCAGUUGAUUCGACAACAGCAUUUCAGUGUCCAACUUGUAGGUAUGUUAUAUCUCUUAAUCACCGAGGCCUUGAAGGGCUCAAACGCAACGUGACUUUGCAGAACAUUAUUGACCGCUUUCAGAAGGCCUCUUUGAGUGGGCCCAACUCCCCCAGUGAGAGUCGCAGAGAACGAACUUACAGAAAGAGUCCAGCCAUGUCAGAGAGAAUCACUUGCCAAUUUUGUGAACAGGAGCCACCACGGGAUGCUGUUAAGACCUGUAUAACCUGUGAGGUAUCCUACUGUGACCGCUGUUUACGGGCCACACAUCCAAAUAAGAAACCAUUUACCAGCCAUCGUUUGGUGGAACCAGUGCCGGAUACCCAUGUGCGUGGGUUAACAUGUUUGGAACAUGAGAAUGAAAAGGUGAACAUGUACUGUGUAGCUGAUGAUCAACUUAUCUGUGCCUUAUGCAAAUUAAUAGGGCGUCACCGAGAUCAUCAGGUCGCAUCCCUUAGUGAUAGAUACGAAAAACUCAAGGUUGGCUGCCAGGAAGGCCCACCAUGGAGGAAGCUGGUGACAGGAUCGCAACAACGAUGCAGGAGGACUGAAGCAGAAACUAACUUCAGGGAGGGAGAGCAAGCUCUGGAAGUAAACCUCGCUAACCUUAUGAAGCGGAACAGUGAACUGGAGACCCAGAUGACGAAAUUAAUUCAGAUCUGCCAGCAGGUCGAGGUGAACACAGCAAUGCACGAGGCCAAACUGAUGGAGGAGUGUGAUGAACUGAUUGAAAUCAUUCGGCAAAGAAAACAAGUCAUUGCAGUCAAAAUAAAAGAAACUAAGGUCAUGAAGCUGAGGAAACUGGCUCAACAAAUCGCCAAUUGUAGACAGUGUCUAGAAAGAUCAACAGCGCUUAUCAGCCAAGCAGAACAUAGCCUGAAGGAGACUGACCAUGCUCGCUUCCUGCAGACAGGAAAAAAUGUAGCAGAAAGGGUUGCUAUGGCAACUGCCUCCUCUCAAGUCCUGAUUCCAGACAUUAACCUGAAUGAUGCGUUUGACAACUUUGCUUUGGAUUUCUCCCGGGAAAAGAAACUGCUGGAAGGGCUUGACUAUUUGACACCACCAAAUCCUCCAACUGUUCGAGAGGAGCUUUGCACUGCAUCGCACGAUACAAUCACAGUCCAUUGGACCUCCGAGGAUGAGUUUAGUGUCAGUUCAUAUGAGCUUCAGUACACCAUCUUUACAGGACAAGCCAACUUCAUCAGUGUGUACAGCUCUAUGGACAGCUGGAUGAUUGUUCCGAACAUCAAACAGAACCAUUACACAGUACAUGGUCUGCAAAGUGGCACCCGUUAUAUCUUCAUUGUCAAGGCCAUAAACCAAGCUGGUAGCAGGAACAGUGAUCCCGCCAGGUUAAAAACGAACAGUCAGCCUUUUAAGCUAGACCCCAAGACAGCACAUAAAAAACUGAAGCUGUCCAACGAUGGGUUAUCCAUGGAGAGAGAAGACUCGUCUCUGAAGAAAAGCCACACACCUGAAAGGUUUAGCAGUACUGGGUGCUAUGGAGUGGUGGGAAAUUUAUUUUUUGACAGCGGCUGUCAUUACUGGGAAGUGCUGCUUGGUGCAUCCACUUGGUAUGCCAUUGGUAUUGCUUACAAAUCUGCUCCAAAGAAUGAAUGGAUUGGUAAGAAUUCAUCAUCGUGGGUUUUCUCUCGCUGUAACAACAACUUUCUUGUAAGACACAAUAGCAAAGAAAUGCUAGUGGAUGUCAAUCCACAGCUAAAACGGCUUGGUGUUCUGCUGGACUAUGACAACAACAUGUUAUCGUUCUACGAUGCAAUGAACUCUCAGCACAUUCACACUUUUGACAUUUCCUUUGUCCUUCCUGUAUGCCCCACUUUUUCCAUAUGGAACAAGUCUUUAAUGAUCCUGUCUGGCCUGCCUGCACCUGACUUCAUAGACUAUCCUGAGCAGCAGGAGUGCAUAUGUCGGCCACAGGAGUCUCCAUACGUAUCCGGUCUUAAGGCUUGUCACUAGCCACGUGGAACAACAAUAAAAAAGUUGGAAACUGUGGAAUGCUACUGGGAAGAGGGCCUUGCUAAGGUGGCGAAACCCUACUGAUGGACUAGGCACAGUGGAACACACAGUGUUACUGUGAUCUGUUAACCCUCUUCUUGAUCCUUCCGGGCCCUGAAGUACAAAGGAACCUUCUCUACCUGGCAAGAAAUGGGGCCUGCCAUUUGGCACAUUAUUAUUCUUAUACCCCAUCUACCUGGCUAGAAAAGGGGCCUGCCACUUGGCAUACUGUUACUCUUAUACCCAUUUUACCUGGCAAGAAAUGGGGCCUGCCAUUUGGCACACUAAUACUCUUAUACCUCUUCAGUGCCAAACUAGAUGUGAACUGCUGUUUUACUUUUGUGUUUCUUCCAAGCUAGGGUGUUCAUAUAUCUCUUUAGAAGAUUAUUUCCUUUCUCACAUUGUGGUACUGACAGAUGGUAUUGGGUAUAAGAAGCUGCUAUAAUCCUAUUUAAGCUGUGUGUGCAGUGGCAACAAGGCUAGUCAUAGGCAAAUGGUGGCAAGGUAGUGAAUCUGAACUUCUCACAGAUGUAUUCUAGUAACUUGUUACUGGCAAAUACAAAGAGAUAAUAUAUCCAGCCUUGAUUUUGAAAAAUGAUAUGCUAUACUGAGUUUUUUCUCAGUGCUGCAAAAAACUGUUUGGGGGUACUACCCACAGUUUGCAGUUUGUUUGCUGGGGUAUGUAGCCGUUAACCACUACAGAUUUAGUAGUGUAUUCUGUGUUCUUAGCAUGGCAUAGCUCCUUGUGUUGUAGCUAUCUCUGUAUUGCAUGGUUUCAUAAGGAAUUCUGCAGAAUUAAUCAUAUACUUUAGUUAAAUUUACCUCACAGUCAGCCUUCCUCACCAUGUCCUACUACAUAGCUGUAUCUUGUUAAGAUUUAUUCUUAAAGCCAUUAAGCAAAAUUGUCCAAUCUGAAAUUUUAUUUGUAGAGAGCAGUAAUGUUUCUAUUUUUGUAAAAAAAAAAAAAAAAAGUAACUUUUUUAACAUUUCCAUGAAAACAAUGCAGUUUACUUUUAGAAAAAGAAUAAGAUGGGGCCCCAUUGUGAUGUUUUUACACCAGAUCCCUCAGUGAAACAGAUGGUUGCAGGCUAUGUUCCUUAAGGGAUUGGAGUUAUAGUGCUUGCAUUAUUGCUGUUAACCUGUGUGGUCUUAAUUUUCAGUAUACCUUUCUGUAGUACACUUUAAGAAAAGCUUGAAAUAAAAAAAUAUAUAUAUACCCACUGGAGCUGCCCCCCCAGUGAUACAGAAGGAGGAUUGUAUUUUUUUUGUCAUUUUUAUAUAUUUUUUUUAGUUUUCUAGCUGUGGUGGUAAGCAGCGACCAGCCAGUCUCUCUCCUGCUCAAUGGUCACUGGGUUGGUGGCAACAUUUUUUCCAGCUAGUAAUAUAUUUGGAUACCACUGUAUAUCUCUUCUGCUGUAUAGGCUGGAAAAUGCGUUGCAUUCCACUAAUGGAGGGCCACAGAAGAAAAACUGUAAUCCUAUGUAUACCAGGUACAGUUCUGUCUUGGAAUCCCUGCACAAAUAUAAAGCUAUGUAAUCAGGUGAAAUUAGUUAACUUUAUCUUAGAGACCGUGGUCAGCACUUGGGAGGUAAAUGGAAUAUAUAACAGAAAUGAUACAUAUGAGGAGGAGGAUAGUUUAUGCACAUGCAAGCCCACCUCCAUUGACAAAUAAUGUUUGCCGUCUCUCCUCUGCUAUUGCCUAAUGCAGAUUUUGUUCAAAUCUUUACCCCUACCAACCCACCGAGUACAGCAGCGACUGCUAAUAAGCAAUCAUUAUUUAAAAUCAAGAAAGAAAAAUAAAAUACAAUUUUUGAAAAGAUCAGGUUUAGCAUUGUUUAGUGUGUGACACACUGCAGCUACGUAUGGAAAUUAAACUUUUGCUGUUCAUCUAUCCCUUUUGUCUUUCAGAAGGCAAACAAAACAAAAAAUGGAUGACUGCUGCAUCUAUCUUCUUCACUGCAGAUGACUGAUUUGUAGGUAAAAAGAGGAUGGCUUUGCAUCAGUUCAUCGCUCAGUGUAUUGGCUGAUUGCAUACCUCUUUUGAAAUGCUGUUCAGAUCUGCCUUAAUGGAUUUCAGAGAGUUUGCUUUUGCUAGUCCACUGGACCAGGCCUACACAUUUACAUGUUCUCACCACUGUGCUUUUGUUUUCAGUGACAGAAGGCUGAAGACAUUAUGUGUGUUUAAUUUACAAACUGAUUUGUAUUCGGAUGAUAACAAUGAGCAUUACAUUAUGUACAAUUGCAGAGUAUAAGGGAUGUAACUAUUGUAUUGUUAAAAUAUAGAAGUAAUUUAUAAGCCAGGGUUGUUUUGUAUAUUACUGCACAGAAAUGUCAUUUUUAAUGUUGCACUUCUAUGGCUGUGUUUUUUUUUUCGUUUUUCUCAGAAAUGUAAACCAAGGGUUCAGGGAAGUAAACAGACAAUGAGUUACUAAGGAGGUGAAGCAGAAAGACCAAAUAAGGUUUUACUGUGUUUUCAGGCAGAUAGAAUAACGUUGCUAAAAGGACAAAAAAACAAAAACUGCAUUGUUUACAGUGAUCACAUUAUAGUGCAUCUAUCUGGCUGUGCCUAUUUUACCUCUUUAAAAUACAGUUCUCAGUGGGCUUACUUGGGUACCAAAAAUAUGUAACCUAAUACAUGUGUAAAGUCUGUUUACUAA